Molecule: messenger RNA, 1667 nt
Organism: Microstroma glucosiphilum
Lineage: Eukaryota; Fungi; Basidiomycota; Exobasidiomycetes; Microstromatales; Microstromataceae
Exons: 5
Coding region: 246-1601 (451 amino acids)
Source: RefSeq, a predicted model, not a curated record
UCGGCCGUAAGCGAAGCCACGCGUGGUUCCGCAACCCCGCCUUACGCUUUCUUGAGUCACGGCCCUCACGCUUGACGGCACCCCACAGCCUACUAGCGAAAUGACUCGACCUAUGCUCAGCAGAUGACAAUAGCCGGAGAACGUCCUGUGCGCUGCCGGAGGCAUCUAUGUCAUGAGCGAUACAGGGUCUUCUUGCAUACUAUUCCCAAUGUACAUUGUAUACUGCGUUACACAUCCCCCUGACGAUGGAGCUGGCCAUCUCGUCGGCAUCCACGAGCGUCUUUCUCGAUCCUGCGAACGCCAAUGAUGCAGAAGACACCGCACUCGACCAUACUACAACUGGCUUAAGUAUACCAGCCUCCUCUACCCAAGUCACUCUGGUGGUGACACUAACGGUGCCUUCGAGGAGCAAGUCUGCUGAGCAUAUCAGAGAUCUAGUGGUGACCAUCACCGCUAGAGAGUCGCUUUUGUUUGACACAGGCAUCUUUGAGUCGAACAUACCGUAUCAGUCCGUGCAUACUAUCAAAGAGGCGGCGGGUGUACGCGUUGAAGGAGGCAAUGUCUACAAAUGGGAGCUGCCGGUGUUCAUUCCGAGCGAUGCACCUCCUCACGAGCAAUCGCGUCACGGAAGGGUGCACUGGACAGCAACGGCCCAGAUGACUUUCCCUGGGCGUUUCUUCAACAAGACACUGGAGGCAGUCACGACAAUCCGCGUAGUUCAAAUUCCUUCCGAGCAGUCGGCUUUCACUUUCGAGCAUCAGCACGACGCUUUUGCCGAGGGCCUAGGGCCCGUCAAAGCGGCAUUCAUCAGCCGGACCUUCUCCGUGGGAGGUUAUCUGCGCGGGGGUUUGCUACUCGCCGCACCACCGCCAAGGCUCAAGCUACACUCCAUCGUACUCACUCUCAUUCAGACGACACAACUAACUUCUCGCAAGCGAGCAGAUUACGCCGAGACCCAGCGCCCUGAGCGUCACAAUUUCAUGACCCUCAAAGGGGCAGAGCUGGACAACGCAGUCACCCAUAUCGGAGCCUACUGUCGCGCGCGACCUAGUGUUCAGGGCGAGCUCGAGCUUGUGUGGCUCGCUCGUCUUCCCAACGAGGACGACGUAAGGCCCAGCACACUGGAAGGUGGCCGCACAGCCAUGAGCUUCACACAUCAGCUAGAAAUGUCCAUUACAUUCGACGCAGACCCGACUCAGCCGCGGCUGGAUCAGGAUGGCGAGCGUCUACUAUCUCGAUACCGUACGGCUCGACCCGUCUCAAUUUAUAGUUGUGCAGCAGGCUGGGCCAGUGUUAUACUGCCGGAGGUGAGUACGAUGAGUCUGUGCCUGCUACUUUGCGCUGCCGCUCAUGAAGCUAAUGUCGCGCCCUUUGCGUCGCACGCACAGUAUUCCGCCAUUGAGUGUGUUGGUCAAGAAGAGACAAUGGCGCGAUCGGAGAGAACGAAAUACCCCCACUGCGUGUGUGGCAGCCCUUUGAGCGCGAUACUCCGUGACGAAGAUGAAGCAGAAGCCGGCACUGUCUGCACUAGCAUCUUGCUUCGUCAAAGGCUGAGUGGAUCGGAACCACCACAACAGCAAGCAGAGCCCCCGAAGGGUUGACGAAGAAUGGAAGAGUCGAUCUUUCAUCACUCGCAGCCGGCUGCCCGGCCACUCUCCCGAAGACAU